Molecule: messenger RNA, 1032 nt
Organism: Sungouiella intermedia
Lineage: Eukaryota; Fungi; Ascomycota; Pichiomycetes; Serinales; Metschnikowiaceae
Source: the annotation of a GenBank genome assembly
AUGUCAGUCACCAAACCAGCACAGACAAAAACAGAAGACAUAAAUAGAACCAAAACGAAAAGCGGAAAACUUCUAGAAACGAUCGACGACGAUGUUUUGCUUGUCAAUAAGCUAAAACAGGAUAUUAAGGUCAAGAGCAAAGUUUCCACAGGAGGUACAGGCGAGAAACCGGAAGCUUGGGAAGAAAACGACGUGAAUCUUGAAUCAGAGGAGAGCAAGUGGGACAAGGAUUCCGAUUUUUACAAGAAUAUUGACGAGAAGGCCUUCAGACAGUACGAUUUAGCAUGUUCUAGAGUCAGAGAGUUCUACGAAGAGCAACACGAAAAACAGACGGUUGCCUACAACAUUCAGGCCCGCAUCAACUUCAAAACGAAAGUCAGGGCGAAAAUGACCGUGUGGGAGGGCUUGGAAAGACUCAACAAGCUCCUAGACGAGAGUGAUCCAGACACAGAACUUUCCCAGAUAGACCAUGCUCUUCAGACCGCUGAGGCCAUUCGAAGGGACAAGAAACCUCGGUGGAUGCAGCUUGUCGGUCUCAUUCAUGACCUAGGCAAGUUGCUCUAUUUUUUUGACUCCAAGGGCCAGUGGGAUGUGGUGGGGGAUACGUUUCCAGUGGGAUGCAAGUUUCUGAAGAAGGUGAUCUUUCCUGAAAGCUUCCGAAAGAACCCAGACUUCUCCAAUCCCUUAUACAGCACCAAGUUUGGUAUUUAUUCGAAGAAUUGUGGUUUGGACUCGGUGAUGUUAAGUUGGGGUCACGACGAGUACAUGUACCAUAUUGCCAAAAUCAACUCGACUCUCCCUCCAGAAGGACUAGCAAUGAUUCGGUACCAUUCUUUUUAUCCAUGGCACCAAGAGAAUGCCUACACGUAUUUAAUGGAUGCACAUGACCAGGAGAUGUUGAAGGCGGUCCGGGCAUUCAAUAAGUAUGACUUGUAUUCGAAAACGGAUGAACAACAUGAUGUGGAUUCACUCAAGGAGUAUUAUUUGGACUUGAUAGACGAGUAUUUUCCAAGCAAGGUGAUUGAGUUUUAA